This is a messenger RNA of Pogonomyrmex barbatus (red harvester ant), 1234 nucleotides long. RefSeq lists its product as uncharacterized. The record is from RefSeq and is a predicted model, not a curated record. NCBI's taxonomy places the organism in Eukaryota, Metazoa, Arthropoda, Insecta, Hymenoptera, Formicidae.
AAUUAUUAUUUAAUAAUUAAGGGCAUUAAUUAAAAAUAUGCGUAUAUAUAUCUUCUUGUUGCUGAUUUUUGUAGGCAGAACACUAACUCUGUCAACUUAUAAAAAAAAAAUUAGCGGUAUUUCGUUCUCAGAUGAUGCUUCUGUUUCUGCAGGUUUAAAUGGAGUAGAAGGAAAAUUUGAAAAAGAUAUUGGUUUGCGAACACCAAAUUUAUUAAAAAUAUUUGGAUCAAGUGAUGACUCAAGUGAUAACAGUGAAAUAGACUUAAAUAUCAAUGGAGGAAUAGGAUUUAAACCAAAGUGGUCGCUUGACAAAAACGAUGGAGGUUUUGGAAUAUCACUUGGUGGACAUGGCGGCUUGGGUAUUGGAAUGUCGGGUAACAAAAAACUUUCAGAGAAAGAACACGUUAAUAAGCAUGACAAAUUCAAGGAACAUCAUGAAUCUUCAGAAAAAUCCAAUAUUAAUGAAUUUUGGGACUCAAUUAAUCAUGGUUUAAGUGGAAGCAAUCAUGCAAAUCAUAAGACAUCCCUUGGUUCUGGAGGAAUAUCUGCUAAUCAUAAUGAUAGAAUUACAGCUGAUGUUACAGAUAAAAGAUAUAAAGAUGGUAGACGUGAGUCUCACAAAGAACAUAACAAUAAUAGUAAAGAAUGGAAAAAACACCAAAGCUCUUCAAAAAAUGAGGCUGCUAAUAAAUAUCUAGAAAAAAACAAGAAUUGGAAUCAAGGAGACAUAAUUAUUAUACCAAUUUCUGAGGAAGAAGGCUCGGGGAAAGAGAAGUCACAAAGUAACGACGGCAAAAUGCACUCAACGAAAAAAAUAAAACGAGUAAUGACGGAACAGAUGAUGUAAUAGGUGGAGUUAUAAUAAUACCAUUCAAAGAUAGCGAAGAAUCCGAUGAAAUAUCGAGCAGUAGUAGUAUGGAAUUUACUAGUAAAAGUAAAUAUCAUAAUAAUUAUGAAAAAAAGAAAGGAAAUGAUAACCAUGUAACAGGAGAAGGAAGUAUCAGAAUAUCACAUAGCAAAAGUGAACAAUCUAACGAUGACGAGAAGAAAUAUAACAACAAAAACGGAAAUGAUGAUAAUAAUCAACUAAAAGAUAAAAGUAAUAUUAAAACAUCGUACAAAGAGCAUCAGGAUAAUCACGGAUCUAAAAGACAAGAAUCAUCGAAAGGAAAUGAAACUAAAAACGGCGCAAAAAAGGGAGAUCAUGCUGAUAAUCAUAUAGGAGGAAAAAAAA